CAGAAUCCAAACUGGACUGGACUGAAUAUAGGCAUCGAACUCGAACAUCAACUUUUGAUGUUUGAUGAUAUAGGUUAGGGUUUUCGUUUUACAAUCCUAUAAAUUUUAGGAAUUCGGAGGUUUCUAAGGGUCAGGACUACAGGACUUCUUGUUGUGGAAUAUGGAAAAUGAAUAUUCUCAUUCCUGUGCAUCAUGGAGGCUCUAUGGAAAUUGGACAGAUAUUACAGCCACAUUUCAGGAAACAGUAAAAGAUUUGAAAUUAGGAGAACUGCUUCAUGACGAAUUGUUUGGGCUCUUUGAGGCCAUGUCUGCAAUAGAAAUGAUGGACCCAAAAAUGGAUGCUGGGAUGUUGUGCAAUCGUGGUGUCAGGAAAAUAAUAUCAUUUGAUCAAGCUGUCCAGGAUAAUAUCAUCAAACUUCAUGAUUUCAAAGAUGCAGAAAUAAUAGGUGUAAUUGAUGGUACUCUUGCUUGUGUUGUUUCCUGGUUGGAAGGGCAUUCCUUAGCACAAACAGUUUUCAUCAAUUUGUACCUGCACAAACCAUACAUGAUAGAAGACAGGACAUUGAGAGCAUUCUGCUUAGCUAUAUAUAAACUAUUAGAAAUAAUCAAAGAUUUGGUUCAUAAUGCAAUGGUAUAUGAGGAAGAGGAUUUCCAACCCAUGCAGUAUGGUUAUCAUUUGAAUCCUGAAGUCUCAGAACAACGUAUGAUUGGGAUGCUUAGAGAAAUUGAAGAAGAUCUCCAUAGAAAAACUAGAUCCAAACCUAAUCUUGAAACACAAGCUUUAUUUGCAAGAAUUAAGUUUUUGAGACUGUUCCUGCAAAUUCUGAUUUCUUUCAAAAAAGAUGAUCAACCAUCUAUACCUGACAGUCAAAGACUGUUAGCCAGUUGCUUAGAAAUGCUUUAUGUGGUUCAAGAAACUGUUGAGUUGGGUGUACAAAAUAGAGACUCUGAACAUGAAUAUAUACUGGGAUUUGAGCCAUCUAUAAACCAGCGCCUAUUACCUCCCACUUUUCCAAGAUAUACUAAAAUCAAGUCCAGAUCAGAAGCUAUAUCAUACUUCAUUGAAAUGACAGAGCGUUUCAAAAUAGUUAGUAAAAUUCAAAUGAUAUCUUCUUUGCACCAAGCCCUGGAUUUUUUUAUCGAAUUCAGCAAAUCCAGCCCAUGCAUAUUAUCAAGGUCUGCUUUACAGUUGCUGUAUCCUGGUACAAAUCCUUUAAACUCCAAAGAGAUAUUGAAAGAAGCUGUGAAAGCAUUCAUCUGUCCCCCUGCUCUACUAUCAAAAACACUAAUGAGUAAUGUGGAAGCUAAGUACUUUGUUGACACAUUUCUUACUCAUUGUUCCCGGCCAUUCAUAAAUUUUUUGCAACUCUGUGGUCACAACAGAGCAAGGCAGAGAGACAAAUUAGCUCAUUUAUUAGAUGAAUUUACCACACUACAAGAUGAGGCUGAACGUGUGGAUGCAUAUUUACACAAUCUUUCUGUUAACUCUCCAUUAUCAAGACCACACAUUGCUUGUUUUGGAACUUGGGUAUUAUACCACACAUUGAGGAUAAUGAUAAUGUACCUUUUAGCAGGUUUUGAAUUGGAACUUUACAGUGUACACGAAUUUUACUAUAUUUAUUGGUAUUUAUAUGAAUUUUUAUAUGGUUGGCUGAUAUCAGCUUUAUCAAGAGCUGAUAGUUUUCUGGUUGAAAAUGAGAUUCUCAAUGAAUUACAAAGGAAUAAAGGAACUUCUAAGAAGAAAACUAAAUACAAAAAGCGGACUAGACCCUACAACAGAGAUAUCAUUUAUUUACAGGCUCUACAGAAUAUGUGUGGAGGGUACUAUAAGGCUUUGAUGGGGUUCCGUUUAGAAGGGAAAUUGACAAUGCCUCAUCCUCGUUUUGACAAUGAACAAGUUAGGUAUGAACACAGAUUCGCCCCUUUCCAGAAUCUGCUCACACCUCCACCAGUUGUUUAUGCGGAAUUCAGGGAAAUGACUUCCUUUGAAAGGUUUCAACAGCAACCGGUGGACAGCGUGUUUCUGUAUAUAGCGGGCUGUAAACAUUUUCAUCAGGCCCGCCAGUUGUUGGAGAGCAUAACCGCUGAUUCCGAAAUUACAGAAUUAUUGAAAAUAUGUAAAACAAAUUUUAUUGUACUCAAGUUGUUGGCUGGUGGUCAUAAAAAGGAAUCAUUGAAACCGCCAGAAUUUGAUUUUAUGAAAAACAAAUAUUAUCCUGUCAUCAAACUGAAUUGAUUUUAUUUCAUAGGUGUGGUGAAGAAUAUGGAGAUCAGUUCAUCUAAAGUGGAUAAUAUUUUGUGAACAGUCAUAACAUAAGACCUUUUUUCAAAAAUGAUAAUUCUUGUUCCAGUGAAGCAUAUCCUCAGAAAAAGAGGUAGUAAUUUUCAUUAUUUGGUUUGUAAAUAUAAAUGAUAUACCCAUAAUUUUUGUAUUCCCAGAUUGGAACAAUUAUUAUGCUUCAAUGUGGAAUACCAAGAAAUUGUUGAAUUUUGAUGAUCUGUUGAAGUACAUUUUAUUUGAGGGUCAGUCUAUAUUUCUACAAGAAGAAUAAUCUAGUCAAUGUUUUUUGUUUCAAUAGACCUUCCUAAUUGGAAAAUAUUUUUCUUUAUACCUAAUCAAUUUUUACUGAUUCAAACAUUCUUUUUAUAGAAUUAUAUCAUUGUAUUUUAUUGACCAUUAAUUUUUUGUUGAAAUAAAGUUUUUUUGUUAAA
This is a messenger RNA of Phaedon cochleariae (mustard beetle), 2712 nucleotides long. The record is from the annotation of a GenBank genome assembly. Lineage: Eukaryota; Metazoa; Arthropoda; Insecta; Coleoptera; Chrysomelidae.